AUGGAUCAACCGCAAAAGAAGUACGUGAUACAUCGUAGAACAGUCGAUUUGAGUUCACCAUACGCACGAUUACAAUUCAACAAGAAGCAUGGAUUAUCAACGAUACCUACGAUUGAGCCUGAAACAUCAUACGCCACGAAUAUAAUGCCACCAUCAGCAUACAAUAAUGACUAUAAUAUGCAACGGAUUUUGAAUGUACCGAGUAAAUUUACUCAUCUAAGUUCAAAUAAGGUUAAACAUGUAAUUCCUGCGAUUAAAUGGACACCUGAAGGUAGGAGGUUAGUGGUAGCGACUUAUAAUGGUGAAUUUUCACUUUGGAAUGGGACAUCAUUCAAUUUUGAAAGUUUGAUGCAAGCUCAUGAUUCAUCUGUUACCACUAUGGAAUAUAGUCAUGAUGGUGAUUGGAUGAUUAGUGGAGAUUCUGAUGGUAUCAUUAAAAUUUGGCAAGCAAAUUUCAAUAUGGUUAAAGAAUUAGAUGAUGCACAUACGGAAUGUAUUAGAGAUGUGGCAUUUAGUGGGAAUGAUUCGAAGUUUGUUAGUUGUUCUGAUGAUAAUAUUUUGAAAAUUUGGAAUUUUAGUAAUGGUAAAUUGGAAAGAGUUUUAUCCGGUCAUCAUUGGGAUGUUAAAAGUUGUGAUUGGCAUCCAGAAAUGGGGUUAAUUAUUUCUGCUUCUAAAGAUAAUUUGAUUAAAUUAUGGGAUCCCAGAUCAGGCAAUUGUGUAUCGACAAUACUAAAAUUUAAACACACCGUAUUAAAGGUAAAAUUUCAACCGACAGGUGGAAAUAUGAUAGCUGCAAUUUCAAAGGAUAAAUCGUGUAGAGUAUUUGAUAUAAGACAUAGUAUGAAGGAGUUAUUAUGUGUUAGAGAUGAAGUAGACUAUAUGACAUUAUUAUGGAAUCCAAUAAAUGAAUCCAUGUUUACAGUGGGGAAUUAUGAUGGAUCAAUCAAACAUUUUGAUCUUCUACAAGAUUUGACCAAACCAACCCAUGUGAUACCGUACGCACAUGAUAAAUGUGUAACUUCCUUAUCAUAUAAUCCUAUGGGAAAUAUUUUAGCCAGUGCGUCCAAGGAUAGAACUGUGAGAUUUUGGACAAGAGCUAGCCCUAUUGAUCCUAAUGCAUAUGAUGAUCCUACGUAUAAUAAUGAUAAGAUAAAUGGAUGGUUCUUUGGUAUCAAUAAUAAUAUUAAUGCUGUAAGGAAUAAAACAGAACAUGGUGUAGCCCCACCGGUACCGACGAACGAUGAUAAUAAUACUAUAUCAAAGAUAAACGGUAAUUUCAUGACAGGUGCAAAUAAUACGUUACUCAUGCAAAACGGUAAUAAUAGAAUGCAGAUGAGUAAUCAUAUUAAUACUAAUGGCGCGAUGGUACCACCAGGGAUGCCACCUUAUACAAUGAAUAUGAAUAUGCAUACCCAUAUAAAUACUGGUAUGGAUAUGAGUAAUACGCCUUUGAAUACACCUGAUAUAGAUUCCAAAUUACCGGGACUGACACCAAAGACUAAUAACUCGAGUGGAUUACCAGGCCUUGGGUAA
Messenger RNA from Naumovozyma dairenensis CBS 421, 1533 nucleotides. It is a transcript of the gene PFS2, whose product is annotated as cleavage polyadenylation factor subunit PFS2. Gene Ontology annotation, molecular function: protein binding. The record is from RefSeq and is a predicted model, not a curated record. The coding region runs from base 1 to 1533 and encodes 510 amino acids. Gene Ontology annotation, cellular component: mRNA cleavage and polyadenylation specificity factor complex. The transcript has a single exon. Lineage: Eukaryota; Fungi; Ascomycota; Saccharomycetes; Saccharomycetales; Saccharomycetaceae.